Rhinolophus ferrumequinum (greater horseshoe bat) is the source of this 1750-nucleotide messenger RNA. RefSeq names its product SEC22 homolog A, vesicle trafficking protein (gene SEC22A). The transcript has 7 exons. The record is from RefSeq and is a predicted model, not a curated record. NCBI's taxonomy places the organism in Eukaryota, Metazoa, Chordata, Mammalia, Chiroptera, Rhinolophidae. Gene Ontology annotation, biological process: endoplasmic reticulum to Golgi vesicle-mediated transport. Bases 364 to 1287 code for a protein of 307 amino acids.
UUGCGUUUUGUGGGAAUUAAAUGAGCAAUGAGCCCAGUGAUUUGCCUUCGGAAUCCUCUGAUAGCCCCGUUAAUGGCACUUUGGGAACGAUGUGGCAGACAGACCUGCGCAGUUGGCUUGACAGGUGGAAGUGGGCUCCGAAAUAGGAAGCCGAGCACCAGCAGACUUGAAUCCCUCUGCCAGUGAAAGCAGCUUUGGACUUUUCCGUCGCUCCUUAGUUUCCUGGGUCAUCCACCUAGGGGCAGUUGGCGAGCUUGAGAAAAUUCCCUCCUACUCAGCCAAUGCAGGGCCCAGGGCUUGAGUGUCAGCCACCCAUCGGGAGAUGCUAGGAUCCCAGCUGACAGGUCUUUUCCGUCUGUUGAAAUGUCUAUGAUUUUAUCUGCCUCAGUCCUUCGUGUCAGAGAUGGACUGCCACUUUCUGCCUCUACUGACUAUGAACAAGGCACGGGCUUGCAGGAGUGCAGGAAGUAUUCUAAAAUGCUCUCGAGGAAACUUGCUCAGCUUCCUGAUAGAUGCACACUGAAAACUGGACAUUAUCACAUUAAUUUGAUUAGCUCUCUGGGAGUAAGCUACAUGAUGUUGUGCACUGAAAAUUACCCAAAUGUUCUGGCCUUCUCUUUCCUGGAUGAGCUUCAGAAGGAGUUCAUUACUACUUAUAACACGAUGAAGACAAACAGUGCUGUCAGACCAUACUGUUUCAUUGAAUUUGAUAACUUCAUUCAGAGGACCAAGCAGCGAUAUAAUAAUCCCAGAUCUCUUUCAACAAAGAUAAAUCUGUCUGACAUGCAGAUGGAAAUCAAGCUGAGGCCCCCUUAUCAAAUUUCCAUGUGUGAACUGGGGCCAGCCAAUGGAGUCACAUCUGCAUUUUCUGUUGACUAUAAAGGUGCUGGUAAGAUUUCUUCUGCUCACCAGCGACUGGAACCAGCAACUCUGUCAGGGAUUGUGGCAUUAAUCCUUAGCGUUUUAUGUGGAGCUCUGAAUUUAAUUCGAGGCUUUCACGCCAUAGAAAGUCUCCUGCAGAGUGAUGGGGAGGAUUUUAAUUACAUCAUUGCGUUUUUCCUUGGAACAGCAGCCUGCCUUUACCAGUGUUAUUUACUUGUCUACUACACCGGCUGGCGAAAUGUCAAAUCUUUUUUGACUUUUGGCUUAAUCUGUCUAUGCAACAUGUAUCUCUAUGAACUCCGCAACCUCUGGCAGCUUUUCUUUCACGUGACUGUGGGAGCGUUUGUUACACUACAGAUCUGGCUGAGGCAAGCCCAGGGGAAGGCUCCCGAUUAUGAUGUCUGACACCGUCCUUCAGACCUAUUGCCUUGGCUGCUGGGGAAAAAGGAGGGAGCUUCUCUUACCUGCCACUGUGAUGAAGAAGCUGUUCACCACAAACCAGAGGCUCUGCUUUCUUUCUCUCCAACCCCUUUUUGUUCUGUCAGCAUGGCAUGCCUGUGAGCAUGCGCCACCUGCCCGGCAAACUCCUCUUUAGAAGAAUGUUGGCCGUGAGCUUAUUAUUCAGAGGAGAAGACUUCUCUCUGCAGGGCCAUGACAGUGGAAGACCCGUCAGAUACCACUGGAAGACUGGGCCAGCAGUCCUGAAUCCUUGCUGAAGAGUUCAAACAAAAAAAAAAAAAAGUUGAUCUUUUUGAGGACCAAGCAGGAACUCUGGGUUUGCCUUUGUGAGGCAUUAGUACAGACCAAAUAAAAAGUUGCCACCGUAAAUUGGAAAGUUUAUGUUUAAAACAGAUGACUUGCUAAGUAU